Messenger RNA from Rubroshorea leprosula, 2777 nucleotides. The record is from the annotation of a GenBank genome assembly. Lineage: Eukaryota; Viridiplantae; Streptophyta; Magnoliopsida; Malvales; Dipterocarpaceae.
ACUUGUUCUUCUUUUCUGUCUGUCUUCGUUUCCGUUUCAAUUCCCUCCUGUUUUGCCUCUUCCUUUUGCCCUCUGUCUUUUUCUUGGACUCAGAUAGAAGGAGAAAACGAAGGCCCAAGUGGAGCAUUUUGGUUUUCAUCAUGUGAAGUAACAAAAUGGAGAAGAAAAACUUCAACUUUCUUUGCUCCCUCGAUUGUUUUCUCUUCAUUACCUGAGGAAACUGGAAGAAACUGAGAAUUUGUCUUAGUUGAACAAACAAGGCAAUCAAUCAUUGGUACAAAUCUGGAUAGCUAUAUGAAGUUGUGAAACAAUGAGAGAUGGGAACUCCAAGAAAAGCAAGCUUUCAUGGCCCAAGACACUGGUCAAAAAGUGGUUCAACAUCAAGAGCAAAGCUGAGGACUUUCAUGCUGAUGACCUUGAUUAUGGAGGUGAUGAUGAAGAUUGGAGGAACAAUUUCUCAGAGGGGGAAGAAUGCACUCUCAAGAAAAGCAAAACAGAAAGAUUAAACAAGAGGAGCUCUGAUCGAGUUCGCCGGAGUAAGAUUGACAUUGAUGCCUCACAAGUUACAGAUGUUCAUAAUUACAGGAUUUUUGUAGCUACAUGGAAUGUGGCCGGAAAAUCUCCUCCAAGUUAUUUAAAUCUUGAAGAUUGGCUUCAUACCUCUCCUCCUGCAGAUAUUUAUGUUCUUGGGUUUCAAGAGAUUGUUCCUCUGAAUGCUGGUAAUGUUCUGGGAACAGAGGACAAUGGUCCGGCAAGAAAAUGGCUGGCUCUGAUUAGAAAGACUCUAAACAGUCUUCCUGGUACUAGCUAUGGUUGCCAUACGCCUUCCCCAAUCCCUGAUCCAAUUGUAGAACUGGAUGCAGACUUUGAGGGUUCAACAAGGCAAAAGGCCUCUUCUUUCUUCCAUCGCCGAUCAUUCCAAUCCCUGAGCCGCAGCAUGAGAAUGGAUAAUGAUAUGUCAGUGCCACAACCCCGACUUGAUCGAAGGUUCAGUGUCUGUGAUCGAGUAAUCUUUGGGCAUAGACCAAGUGAUUAUGACCCCUGUUUCAGAUGUGGUUCAUCUGAUGAGGAGAAUGGACCAGGUGAUUCACCACCAGGUAACACUCUGUAUUCACAAUACUCACCAACGUCCUAUGGUGGAUCCUUUGCCAUGGAGGAAAGCUAUAGGCACACAGGGCAGUCAAGGUACUGUUUAGUUGCAAGUAAACAAAUGGUUGGGAUAUUUCUAACAGUAUGGGUAAAGAGUGAUCUCAGAGAUUAUGUUCGCAACAUGAAAGUGUCUUGUGUUGGCAGAGGAUUGAUGGGUUAUCUUGGUAACAAGGGCUCCAUUUCGGUUAGCAUGUCUUUGCAUCAGACAAGCUUUUGCUUUGUCUGUAGUCAUUUAACCUCAGGACAGAAGGAGGGAGAUGAGUUGCGAAGAAAUUCUGAUGUUAUGGAGAUCCUUAGAAAGACAAGAUUUCCAAGGGUUCAUGGUAUGGGAGAUGACAACUCUCCCCAAACAAUUCUAGAGCAUGAUAAAAUCAUUUGGCUUGGAGAUUUGAAUUAUAGGAUUGCUUUGUCAUACCGUUCUGCAAAGGCUUUAGUUGAGAUGCACAAUUGGAAGGCAUUGUUAGAGAAUGACCAGCUUCGGAUAGAGCAGAGGAAAGGACGUGUUUUUGAGGGAUGGAAUGAAGGGAAAAUAUAUUUUCCUCCUACAUACAAGUAUUCAAAUAAUUCAGAUAGAUAUUCUGGGGAUGAUAGGUACCCAAAGGAGAAGCGAAGAACUCCUGCUUGGUGUGAUCGUAUUCUGUGGUAUGGAAGAGGCCUUGGUCAGUUAUCUUACGUUCGUGGGGAGUCAAGGUUCUCAGAUCAUAGACCUGUUUAUAGCAUAUUCUUAGCUGAGGUUGAGUCAAUAAACCGUAGCCGAAUUAAGAAAAGCAUGAGUUGCUCUAGCUCCCGGAUUGAGGUUGAAGAGCUGUUGCCUCAAUCACAUGGAUUUACCGAACUUAAUUUCUUUUGAAGGGAUGAAUUCUUAGCAAUCCACAUUCCAGUCUGCAACGGUUGAGGAAAUGAAACCAUGGUCAAAUGCACUGUUCUAUAAGGAUAUGUACCUAAAUGAGUGUGUUUCAUGAUGAAAGUGCAAUUUCCCCUGGAAUUUAAGUGCCACUCACCUUCUCAAUCAUUCAGGUAGGCACUGCCUUGUGGUAACUACUCCCCAGAUGAUGAUAAAGACAUGCUUGUCCAUAGUCCAAAAAAUAUAUAUAAAAAAAAAGAUACAAAUUGUGUUAUUAGGAAUAGCUCCUCACCCCCACAAGUUUGCAUUUUUGCAAUUUGCUCUGCUACAAGCUCCUAAUACCAAAUUAACAAAUCCUGGCUCAAAAUAAGUGUACGCAGAUUUAUCUAUAAGGAGGAUGAAAUAAGUAGUUCAGAACUUCAUUUGGAAAAGUUGAAGGUAUAAAGAGAAUUAGGGAAGAGUUUGUAAUGAGAAUGUUGUAGUGCAGUCCGCUUUACUUUUAACCUUUGAUGGAGACCACCGCUUUUUCAUUAAUAGUUAUAAGAAAUGUAAUUUAUGCGCUUCAGUUUUUUGUUCUGUAAUAUAUAUAAGAAGAAAAAAAGGAAAAAGAAAGAUAAGGAAGGGAUGAUCCAUUGUCAUUGUCUUUUUGUAUUGUUGUUGGAAGAUAAAAGGACCUGGAGAAAUGAUGUGAUGGGUACUCAUUUCUUGUGUUUGAAAGGGAAGUUUUGAAUUAUUUGAAGCUUCUUUUUGCUGUUGCUGCUAGUAAUAAUUUUACUGAUAAAGA